Egretta garzetta (little egret) is the source of this 1944-nucleotide messenger RNA. RefSeq names its product regulator of microtubule dynamics 1 (gene RMDN1). Gene Ontology annotation, cellular component: spindle microtubule; mitotic spindle pole; cytoplasm. Gene Ontology annotation, molecular function: microtubule binding. The coding region runs from base 345 to 1004 and encodes 219 amino acids. The transcript is spliced from 8 exons. The record is from RefSeq and is a predicted model, not a curated record. NCBI's taxonomy places the organism in Eukaryota, Metazoa, Chordata, Aves, Pelecaniformes, Ardeidae.
GCAUCGCGGGACUAGCGGAGGGCUGGUUCAUUUUUGCAAGAGCUGGGCUCCCUGUGCUCGUCUGAAAACCACACGUUUGCUUUUUUUGCUGCUUACCUUGUGUUUGGACCCUGUUUAUGGCUUAUUUUUCAGUCUCGUGCUCUGUUCCUAUUUUAAAGUGUAAUUAUGAGCCCCUGUUGAAAAAAAUUUGAAAAUACCGUCUUGAUGACGUGGGGUUUUUUCUUUUUUUUUAAACUAAUAAAAGUCUUUUCUCUGUUCAAGAUAUGAAAUAUAACUGGAGAGAGAGACAAGAAAAACUUUUUUAACUCAGUGACAAUGUUUAUUAAUACGUAUCUUAUGAUCCCAUGCAGGUGCUUAGAAAAAGCCUUCAAAGGGGGUUAGUGCUCUCAACAGGGUCCUUUUUGGUUUACGAAGCUCACAAGCUGAUUUCUGGCUUUGCUGAGGUUCAUGCAAGCUUCAAAGUGGAAGACGUUGUAGAGCAAGCAGACUACCUGUAUGGGAGUGGAGAAACUGAAAAGCUGUAUCGGUUGCUGGUUCAGCAUAAAAAUAGUGAUGACGCAGAGUUGUUAUGGCGGCUGGCGCGGGCAUCACGAGAUCUGGCUCAGCUUAGUAGCACUUCUGCAGAGGAGAAAAGACAACUGACAUAUGAAUCCCUUGAGUAUGCAAAAAAGGCACUUGAAAAAAAUGAAACAAAUUUUGCAGCACAUAAGUGGUAUGGAAUUUGCCUCAGUGAUGUGGGAGAUUUUGAAGGAAUCAAGACUAAAAUUGGAAAUGCCUUUGUGAUCAAAGAGCACUUCCAGAGAGCCAUUGAACUGAAUCCAAAAGAUGCUACAACAAUUCAUCUUAUAGGCAUUUGGUGCUACUCCUUUGCUGAAAUGCCAUGGUACCAAAGAAAAAUAGCUGCAGCGCUAUUUGCCACACCACCAACCUCCACCUUUCAAGAGGCUCUUCGUUACUUCCACAUGGCAGAGGAAGAAGCUAUUUGGAUCAGAGUGCCCAUCUAACUGGCAGUAAAACUGUCCACCUGUAAGAGAAAAUGCAGACCUAUUAUUUCUCAAAGAGUGAAGCCAUAAGCAGAACUGACUAGCCGAAAGAUAAAGGAAGACAAGGGAAGAUGGUGUUCUAUGAAAGAUUUAUAUUAACCGUUCUAUGAGUGAAGUUUAAAGGAAAAGCUCAUUGUGUAUCUUCCCCUGGAUGUCAAGUAAUACAGCUGUGAAUUGGAAUGGUGGACCAGAUCUCAAAAUUUGCCUCCAAAACACCUCCAUAUGUUUUGCAUCCUAACCUUGGGUCCAGCAGCAGAGGAAAGCUUGUGCUAUAAAUAUGAACAGUAGGCGAGGCUAGUCUUAAUAAUGACUUAUGGGCAAAGCAUUCUUUAUAAAAGCAAUGUCUUAAUCCUCUCCUUACAAAAAGUUAAGCGUGGGUAAAACAGUUUCAAGUUUUCCUCCCGUGUAGCAAAAGCUAAGCUAACACCUGUAUGUGAAUGGUCUGAAGCUAGGAAAUGUGCCCUUUAUUUCCUUGCCUAUACUUGAUGGUUGCACCGCCUGUUGCACCUACCAGGUCCAGAAGAGCAGAGAAUCUGCAAAGCAAAGCUGUUGCGCAUUAAGCUCACUGCUUUGCUCUUUGUGAGGAAUCUAGUUUCAUUUAGUAUAUUAACUAACAAGCUGCUAGCUAAUGUAACCGUAUGCGAGACCAAAAGCUAGCAAGUAAAAGCUUUACGUUGGCUUCCUUCUGGCCCAAAGCCAAAAUACUGUUCAUUUUAUCAGAAAUAAAUAUUGAAAGGAGCGACACUGUAUCAUGGCUUUGAUAUUAUUCUGCUCAUUCUCAUGUAAACCUUUUCUCCUGUCUCUAUACAGCUGACCCAAAUUUCUACAGCAAAAAUUUGCUCUUUUUGGGGAAGACAUACUUGAAGUUAAACAAUAAAAAGAUGGCUCUUCUGUGGUUAAG